AUGGGUUCCUUCUGUUCUAAACGUUUCGAAGAUGAUAAGAGGGAGGCGAAAAUCGUCCGCAUUCGUCUCUUAGUGCUUUUAGAUGAGUUAGGUCCAGUUGAGCUCCUCAAUGUCGCUGUUAAAGACUCCAGGAUCUACGAAGCUUGUAAAAAGGACGAAGAACUGAGACAAGCUUGCAUUCGUGCUGCUGUUAGAAGAUACCACAAGGAAAAAUUUCUCUACGAAGAUGUUUACAACAGAACUGUCGAUUACGUGCUUCUGCUGGAUGAUUUUAUCAAAACUCAAGAUACCGCUGAACAGCAGAGACAUUUGGAGGAAACCCGCUCUGAGCAAAACCCCGGUCUCCGCCGUCGUAAUAUACAUGAAGGGGAAAGAAAUGCAGAAAGGGCCACGAGUUCUUAA
Molecule: messenger RNA, 402 nt
Organism: Tribolium madens (black flour beetle)
Lineage: Eukaryota; Metazoa; Arthropoda; Insecta; Coleoptera; Tenebrionidae
Exons: 2
Coding region: 1-402 (133 amino acids)
Source: RefSeq, a predicted model, not a curated record